Acipenser ruthenus (sterlet) is the source of this 5941-nucleotide messenger RNA. RefSeq names its product putative nuclease HARBI1. NCBI's taxonomy places the organism in Eukaryota, Metazoa, Chordata, Actinopteri, Acipenseriformes, Acipenseridae. The transcript is spliced from 4 exons. The record is from RefSeq and is a predicted model, not a curated record. Bases 367 to 1449 code for a protein of 360 amino acids.
GGUGCAAAAGGUUGGCCAUCAUUUAGUAUUACAAGGGAACAACUUAGAAUACGCGUUUACCAUCACUGAAAUAUCAAGGUUGUUGUCUGCGAGGAGGAUGACGCACUAUGUCCUUUCUGUUAAAGAAACGUACAGCACUGUAUCUGAUGAAGAAUUGAACUCCCUGUUGACCUGAAUAUUUUUCAGAAUUUCCUGAUUCUGGUUACAAGAAGGUGGAUGGCUUUUUGAAGUGUUGGUGUAAGAGUACAACAACACAGAAUCAAAGAGACCACAAGGAAUGUCGAUCCCUUAGGACACUCUUUUGACGACUUAGCAUGAAUGUUGUCCAACGAAGAGGUUACAGAGUCCCUUCAAUUUGAUAUAUAGAUGGGAAUCUAUUCAAGAAUGGAAUAUGCAUUAGCAUUCCUGCAUCGAAGGGAGAGAAGAAGGAGAUACCAAAAUAGAGUUUUCCGAACCCGUGUCUCAUUUUUAAACCCAUCAGACAGUGAAUGCAUAAGUCACCUCCAACUAAGCAAGCAAAUUAUAGCUGAUAUCUGCCAGUUACUACAGGCAGAUCUGGAAAGAGAUACUGGAAGAUAUAACACAUUGCCUGUUGCAUUAAAGGUCACAGCUGCACUAGCUUUUUUUGCCACUGGUUCCUUUCAGAGGACUGUAGGUGCUAUUGCAGGUAUUAGCCAGUCGGCUGUAAACGGUGCAGUACAUGAAGUUACUGCAGCUUUAGUGAAGCGUGCAGGGCAAUUUAUUCGUUUUCCCAUGUCUCACGAGCUGCAAGAGCAAACUAGGCAGGAGUUUUUUUUAAAGUUUGGGUUUCCUAGAGUCCUUGGUGCCAUCGAUUGCACACAUGUGCAGCUACAAGCACCGAUGCAGAAUAGCCACAUUUACAUAAAUCGUAAAGGUGUCUAUUCUGUGAACGUGCAAGUAGUCUGUGAUGCAAACAACAUCAUCACACAUGUGUUUGCUAAUUAUCCCGGUUCCGCUCAUGAUUCGUUUAUCCUUGCUAAUUCACAGAUGCCAGGGGUGUUUGAGCAGGAUGACAGUCUGAGCGGUUGGCUGAUAGGGGACAAUGGUUACCCAUUGAAACGGUGGCUUAUGACACCUUUUUGCAACCCAAGUACUCCUGCUGAACACAGGUAUAACCGAGCCAUCACCUCUACUCGAUCUGUCAUUGAGAGUACAUUUGGAAUGUUAAAAAUGCGUUUCAGAUGUUUGGAUCGUUCAGAUCUUACACUACAAUACAGUCCUCAGAACGUCAGCAAGUUUUUUGUGGCAUGUUGUGUUUUGCACAAUAUUGCCAUACGCAAUGGAUGUCGUAUUGACCUUCCAGAGGACACGUUACAAGCUUUUAGGGAAUAUGAGGCAGGUCUUCAUGUUCCCAUUGGAGAAGCUCCAGUUGCCGCUACCGCAAGACAGAUCAGGGAGCACCUUGUACAGAAGUUUUUUAGCCAAUAGCUCAGCUCACCGCUACCACCCCUGCGCUGACUCGGGAGGGUGAUGAUGAACACACUCGAAGAUGAACACACGCUGUCCUCCGAAGCGUGUGCCGUCAGCCGCCCGCUUCUUUACACUCUGCAGACUCACCAUGCAGCCGCCUCAGAACUACAGCGUCGGAGGACAAUGCAGCUCUGGGCAGCUUACAGGCAAGCCCGCAGGCGCCCGGCCAGACUACAGGGAUCGCUGGUGCACGGUGAGCCGAGGACACCCUGGCCGACCUAACCCUCCCUCCCCCCGGACGAUGCUCGGCCAAUUGAGCGCCGCCCCCUGGGAGCUCCCGUCCACGGUCGGCUGUGGAAUAGCCUGGACUCGAACCGGCGACGUCCAGGCUAUAGAGCGCAUCCUGCACUCUAGCGAGUGCUUUUACUGGUUGCGCUACUCGGGAGCCCACAUAUACUAUUUUUUUGUCGGCUAACCAUGUAUUUUAAUUUUAAAACAACUUGUUUUUGUGGAAAAAGGACACAUCUUUGUAAAUGCCUGAGUUCACUCUAAAACCAGGCACGCUAGAAGACCUUGCCACUCACGGCAGCGAAAUACUCACUUAAAAUAAAAAAUGCCAUAAUCCACUCACUGAUAACAAACUAUACCUGACCCGACACUUCUUGUCGGGUCCCAUUGGGCUCGGGUCGGGUAGCAAGGCUCUAGUCCCUACUAUGAGCAACACUAAUUUUUCCUUGCAUAAGACAAAAAAAAAAAAAAGGCGCUGGAUGUUAGUUGACUUUUUUUUUUUUUUAUUAAACUGAAAUGUUUACCUAACACGAAAAAUAAAUUACACACUCAUUUCUAUUACACAUAUAAUAUUACAGUUACUAGGAAACCUGUCCACAAUAAAAAAAACACCACCCAAUACAACAUUAUCCAAUCAUUGGUUAGCCCUGUUGUCUUUGCAGCCAAUCAUAGUAAGAAUAAGAAAUUGGAAGUGAGGUAGAGUGCAGCGUACACACUCCCCUACUCAAAUCCAGCUGGCUGUGAAACACCCCCCCACACAAAACCCAACUUUUUUCCUCUUUUGCAUUAAGUUCUAUAAGGAAUAAAUGUCAGCAUGGUAAACAAGUAAGUACUUAUUUCUCUUUACUACUUUAAACCAUGUUCUAAGUUUAAGCACUGUAGAAAUACAUUUCUAAAACUGCAUUCUUGAAAAAUACGUAAUUUAAUUGUUUACUGAAAACAAAGACUAAUGAAAAAUAAUAAUCAUGUAAGUUAUAUAUUUUGAGCUUCUUAAUUCAUAUCAAAAAGUUACUGUGUGAUUAAGUAUUCUGUGUUUUGCUUCUAAUCUCCACUCAUUCCUAGCACACGCCAUCACUGUUUGCAAGCAACGUCAAUGAAUUCACCUGGCAAAUUCAGUCAAAUUGAUCAGAAUGAUAGGACAGAAGGCCUGAGUGAUAGCAAAAUAAAAAAUAAAAAAAACACAACAGAAUAACUUAAUACCACUUAAUUUACCAAAAUGAGAAUGAUUUAUUAUGGAUGCUGGAAAAACACAUUAACAAUACGCUGUGCAGCGACAACCUAGAAAUCUGUCUUGUGUGAGCUUCAUGUUUUUGUUCCAUUAUGAACCUACACAAAAGGGGAAUACCAGGGGCAGCCGGGUAACAGUGUUCGCUUGCUCACUGAACCCCCAGUCUUUUAUUAAUGAAUUGCGCUUCCCUUCUUCUGGGUGAUGUGGUUUUCAUUUCUCCCUCUCACGUGACACUGGCACAUCAACAAUGCCGUUCAUCCCAUGUGUAAUGGGUUAAAGCCAGGCUGUGCUAGCUCAGAAAUGCGAGCACCCAAAUCCGCCGUGCACAUGUGCAGUAGCAGCCAGCCGUCAGCCAGGACUGGCUAUGAUUGGCUUAAAAAUGUAUGGAUGGAGUGCAGCUGGUUAGAGAACACAGUGAUCAGGCGAUCAGCGCACAUGUGCCAAGACAACAAAGGCUAUAAAUAUGAGCUGCAUGACUUCGGCUCUUCUCAGUCUUGCAUAGUGUGUUACUUUGUGGAAAGACAGAAAACAUUUAAGCUGUUUAAAUAUUAAAAUAAAAUUCACAAGUUAAUUAUCUUUGUCUAAGUUUAAAUUAAUGUUAUUUGUCUUAUUUGUUCAACUUUGUUCUUUUCACAGUUUUAAUCUGCUUUUAUUUUGCCUGGUGUGUCGCUUUUUCUCUCGAGGCUGCUGCCCUUCAGCAGUGCCUUAAUUUAAGCUCAGUAAUAUCUUGCUGUGGUCGGUCAUUUUUCCUUUUUUACUGUUGGUAAGUCAAUAAAAGUAUCUGUGUAGUUUUAAUGUAUAGGUUUUGACGCUAAGUGUAUAAAAAACAACUCUGAAGUUGACACCUCUAUGAAAAGUCCAGCUCACGCAAAGCUGCAGCUAAUUUAUGCGUGACGUCACACCAGGACAAGCUCGCCAUCCCGCCCGCUGCUUUCCUGCAUUACUGCUUACCAAAACACAACACACCCAGGGGAGAGAUACCAUGGUAAAUAGGUGUGUAAUAUAUGGUUGCUCCAACACAGCAGGGCCAUUGGUAUCUCUCCAUGAGUUUCCUAAAGAGACGGUACGGUGUAAAUUCGUGAGGAGGACCAGGGAUUGGGAUGCUAAGCCCAACAGCAGCUGCAUCUGCAGCACCCACUUUACCAGAGACAGCUUUAUUAAUUUAAUUAUGUUUAAUGAUGUGGGUGCUGUUAAAGUUAAAUUAAAUAAGGAUGCAGUACCAUCCAUUUAUCCGGAUGGUACCUGCAGGACAGCAGUAUCAUCAUCUUCUAGUAAAAAAAGUAAAAUCACUGGGACUCAAGCGGCUGCCAGGAAAAAAUGAGGUGCAAAUAAGUUAUUUCAUUAUAAUUCUCUCUUACUGUUUGAAAAUAUGUAUAAAGUGACCCGCUUAUAUAGCCAACAACAUCCCAUGUACAUUAUUAAUAAAUAAUGUGAUAAAAUGAUCAUGUUGUCACGUUCUCGUAUGCAUUCCUGUGAAGUCUCUCGAUUUCGUCGGGACAUUCCCGUCUAAGAUCUUCCGCCGGAUUAUUUAGAUCACUAAUCUUAACAAACUUCAACUUUAUUUAUUUAUUAUUAUUUUCCCCAUCCGACCUGUGAAAAUGUCUGAGGCUACUUUAUGGUGUUCACGUAGGCUAUAUCAGAUUCUAAUAGUCUACAAGUUAAGAAUAAAGUAUUAUUUACUGUAUAUGUAAGAAUUAUUAUAUUUGUUCGGAGAAAGUUGUGCAGUAAGUCCGAAAAAGGAGACCUCUGGCUGUCGUGUUUCCAUAAGUUGACAGGUAUUACUGUACUUAUUAUGCAUGUUACAUUGCAGCUGAUCUGUUGCCAUGUGGCAUAGUUGAAACAUACAAUUGAUAAUUUAACCUCUUGUUUGAUUAAUAUCUAAAUUCCAGUAAUGCGCUACAGCAGGGAUGCAUAGAUGCAACAAUCGAGCGAUAUUCAGCCUGUUUUCUAUGCUGGAUGCAGUGGUGUUGUAAACCCAGUCACUUGUGGUGUCCCCCAAGCAUCAGUUCUUGGGCCCCUUCUCUUCAAUAUCUACAUGCUUCCCUUGGGUCAUCACAUCCGCCACACAGCCUCAUGUUUCACUCCUAUGCUGACAACACCCAGCUCUACUUAAAACUCGACCCUGGUAGCCCCUCUACCAUGGUCCGGCUCUCGGCUUGCAUUCAAGACAUCGAGGCCUGGAUGUCAGCCAAUUUUCUUCAGCUGAACACUAGCAAAUCUAAACUCCUUCUAGUAGGAUCUAAAACUCAACUUAAUCUAAUAUAGCUGCCCUGAACCUCGGAAACUGUCUGCUGCUGCCUUCCUCCACAGUACCAAGCCUUGGUGUACUUCUUGACAGCAACCUCUCCUUUGAUGCCCACAUCUCCUCAGUGGUCAAAUCUUCCUUCUACCAUCUUCGAAACAUCUCCAAAGUCCGUCCCUACCUCUCCCAGAUGCGGAGAUACUUUGUCAUGCAUUUGUCUCCUCUCGACUCGACUACUGCAACUCUCUAUAUGGUGGUCUCCCGGCACACACCAUAAACUGACUGCAGCUCGUCCAGAAUGUCGCUGCCAGGAUCCUUACCAGAUGUAAAAAACGUGAUCACAUCACCCACCGUCUUGCCCAGCUGCACUGGUUACCUGUAAAGUUCAGAAUUAUUUUUAAAACUCUCCUGCUCAACUACAAUGCCCUUCAUUACACAGGUCCAGAGUACCUCCUCAACCUUGGCUCCACUGAUAGACUUUGGGCAGGAGAACUCUGGGCUGGCCUGACAUCAUUGUCCUGUUGUUGAUCUGUCAUCUCAUCCACCCUUUGUUCUUCCCUUCUAGGGCUGGUGUGACGGAGGUGUGUUGGGUCUUCCUCUGCAUUCUGUUGAAUGGGAUCUAGAAAUGAAACGGCAAACAAAGCAAAGAACCAACUUUUUUGCUGUUUUUUUUUUUUUGGUUUGUUUUUUGUUUACUAUAUAACUUAAUUGCAGCACCAAUAAAAUGUACAUUGGGCUCUAUUCAUUAUUAA